Prorocentrum cordatum is the source of this 433-nucleotide messenger RNA. Lineage: Eukaryota; Dinophyceae; Prorocentrales; Prorocentraceae. The record is from the annotation of a GenBank genome assembly.
GCUCGUGGUCCAUGGUCGGCUGGGUUUCGCAUGCGUGUGGGGCGCGCGCAUAUUCCUUUGUUGCUGGAGAGGAGAAUGAUUCGUUUCUUGAAUGCGUGGAAGGAGUACAGAGGCCACAUAGUUUUCAAAUUCCACGCAUGCAUUCACCUGGCCGAACAGGCCCUCUUGAAGGGUAGCCCGCGGGCGUACUGGACGCACCCCGGCGAGGCGGGGAAUCGGCUGAUGCAGCGGGUGGCGAAAUCCCUCCACGGCGGGCAGACAUUCUACGUCACGUUGCUCGAAAAAGGUCGCGGCCUGAGGUCGAUGGUCUCUGGCGACGUUCUAUUCGAGCACUGAGACGUAGAAUGUGGAACCGCCGUGGGGGUGUUCGCUCCCCUGCUGAAGUCGAUUGUCCGCUUCGCUGGGGCACGUUCCGGGCGCCGACGACAAAGGA